This is a messenger RNA of Odobenus rosmarus divergens (Pacific walrus), 4721 nucleotides long. It is a transcript of the gene ZMIZ1, whose product is annotated as zinc finger, MIZ-type containing 1. The record is from RefSeq and is a predicted model, not a curated record. NCBI's taxonomy places the organism in Eukaryota, Metazoa, Chordata, Mammalia, Carnivora, Odobenidae. Bases 173 to 3373 code for a protein of 1066 amino acids. The transcript has 23 exons. Gene Ontology annotation, biological process: regulation of transcription by RNA polymerase II; protein sumoylation. Gene Ontology annotation, molecular function: SUMO ligase activity; zinc ion binding.
CUUAGCAGCCUCAAGUCCCGGUCGUCCACAGAGGCCUCAGCAGCAGGAUGGAACUGGAGUGAGGCGGAGGGGCUGAGCACUGCUGAUCAGACGUGGGACGCUGGUGGUUCGCGGGUCACUGAGGCUGGACAACGUUCAUGGCUCUCGGGUAGAACCCAGUGAAACGGCCAGAAUGAAUUCUAUGGACAGGCACAUCCAACAGACCAAUGACCGACUACAGUGCAUCAAGCAGCACUUACAGAACCCUGCCAACUUCCACAAUGCCGCCACGGAGCUGCUGGACUGGUGUGGAGACCCUCGAGCCUUCCAGCGGCCCUUCGAGCAGAGCCUGAUGGGCUGUUUGACGGUGGUCAGUCGGGUGGCAGCUCAGCAAGGGUUUGACCUGGACCUCGGUUACAGACUGCUGGCGGUGUGUGCUGCAAACCGAGACAAGUUCACUCCCAAGUCUGCGGCCCUGCUGUCCUCCUGGUGUGAGGAGCUCGGCCGUCUCCUGCUCCUUCGGCAUCAGAAGAGCCGCCAGAGCGACCCCCCCGGGAAACUCCCCAUGCAGCCCCCCCUCAACUCCAUGAGCUCCAUGAAACCCACUCUGUCGCACAGUGAUGGGUCAUUCCCCUAUGACUCUGUCCCUUGGCAGCAGAACACCAACCAGCCUCCCGGCUCCCUCUCCGUGGUCACCACGGUUUGGGGAGUGACCAACACAUCCCAGAGCCAGGUCCUCGGGAACCCUAUGGCCAAUGCCAACAACCCCAUGAAUCCAGGCGGCAACCCCAUGGCGUCGGGCAUGACCACCAGCAACCCCGGCCUCAACUCCCCCCAGUUUGCCGGACAGCAGCAGCAGUUCUCGGCCAAGGCCGGGCCCGCUCAGCCCUACAUCCAGCAGAGCAUGUAUGGCCGGCCCAACUACCCCGGCAGCGGGGGCUUCGGGGCCAGUUACCCCGGGGGUCCUAAUGCCCCCGCAGGCAUGGGCAUCCCUCCACACACCAGGCCACCCGCUGACUUCACUCAGCCAGCGGCAGCUGCCGCAGCGGCUGCAGUGGCAGCGGCAGCGGCCACGGCCACGGCCACAGCCACGGCCACUGUGGCAGCCUUGCAGGAGACACAGAACAAGGAUAUAAACCAGUACGGACCGAUGGGUCCCACCCAGGCGUAUAACAGCCAAUUCAUGAACCAGCCCGGGCCACGGGGGCCUGCCUCCAUGGGGGGCAGCAUGAACCCCGCAAGCAUGGCGGCUGGCAUGACACCCUCGGGGAUGAGCGGCCCUCCCAUGGGCAUGAACCAGCCCCGGCCGCCCGGCAUCAGCCCCUUUGGCACGCACGGGCAGCGGAUGCCCCAGCAGACCUACCCGGGCCCCCGGCCCCAGUCCCUUCCCAUUCAGAGCAUAAAGAGGCCAUACCCGGGAGAGCCCAACUAUGGAAACCAGCAAUACGGACCAAACAGCCAGUUCCCCACCCAGCCAGGCCAGUACCCUACCCCCAACCCCCCGCGGCCGCUCACCUCUCCCAACUACCCUGGGCAGAGGAUGCCCAGCCAGCCGAGCACCGGGCAGUACCCACCCCCCACGGUCAACAUGGGGCAGUAUUACAAGCCAGAGCAGUUUAAUGGACAAAAUAGCACCUUCUCGGGAAGCAGCUACAAUAACUACAGCCAAGGAAACAUCACCAGGCCUCCUAGGCCAGUUCCUGUGGCAAAUUACCCCCACUCACCUGUUCCAGGGAACCCCACGCCCCCCAUGACCCCCGGGAGCAGUAUCCCCCCCUACCUGUCCCCCAGCCAAGACGUUAAACCACCCUUCCCACCUGACAUCAAGCCAAAUAUGAGCGCUCUGCCGCCACCCCCAGCCAACCACAACGAUGAGCUGCGGCUCACCUUCCCGGUGCGGGAUGGCGUGGUGCUGGAACCCUUCCGCCUCGAGCACAACCUGGCCGUCAGCAACCACGUCUUUCACCUGCGGCCCACGGUCCACCAGACACUGAUGUGGAGGUCGGACCUAGAGCUGCAGUUCAAGUGCUACCACCACGAGGACCGGCAGAUGAACACCAACUGGCCAGCCUCGGUGCAGGUCAGCGUCAACGCCACGCCCCUGACCAUCGAGCGCGGCGACAACAAGACCUCCCACAAGCCCCUGCACCUCAAGCACGUAUGCCAGCCGGGCCGCAACACCAUCCAGAUCACCGUCACGGCCUGCUGCUGCUCCCACCUCUUCGUGCUACAGCUGGUCCACCGGCCCUCCGUGCGCUCCGUGCUGCAAGGCCUCCUCAAGAAGCGCCUCCUGCCCGCCGAGCACUGUAUCACAAAAAUCAAGCGGAAUUUCAGCAGCGUGGCUGCCUCGUCGGGCAACACGACCCUCAACGGGGAGGAUGGCGUGGAGCAGACGGCCAUCAAGGUCUCUCUGAAGUGCCCCAUCACAUUCCGGCGCAUCCAGCUGCCUGCUCGAGGGCAUGACUGCAAGCACGUCCAGUGCUUUGACCUGGAGUCGUACCUGCAGCUGAACUGCGAGAGAGGGACCUGGAGGUGUCCUGUGUGCAAUAAAACCGCUCUGCUGGAGGGCCUGGAGGUGGAUCAGUACAUGUGGGGCAUCCUGAACGCCAUCCAACACUCCGAGUUUGAAGAGGUCACCAUCGACCCCACAUGCAGCUGGCGGCCAGUCCCCAUCAAGUCAGACCUACACAUUAAAGAUGACCCAGAUGGCAUCCCCUCCAAGCGGUUCAAGACCAUGAGUCCCAGCCAGAUGAUCAUGCCCAACGUCAUGGAAAUGAUCGCAGCCCUGGGCCCCGGCCCGUCCCCCUAUCCACUCCCACCUCCACCGGGGGGCACCAGCUCCAGCGACUACAGCAACCAAGGCAACAACUACCAGGGCCAUGGCAACUUUGACUUCCCCCAUGGAAACCCUGGCGGCACGUCCAUGAACGACUUCAUGCACGGGCCCCCCCAGCUCUCCCACCCCCCGGACAUGCCCAACAACAUGGCCGCCCUCGAGAAACCCCUCAGCCACCCCAUGCAGGAAACUAUGCCACACGCUGGCAGUUCUGACCAGCCCCAUCCCUCCAUACAACAAGGUUUGCACGUCCCACACCCCAGCAGCCAGUCAGGGCCUCCAUUACAUCACAGUGGGGCUCCUCCUCCUCCUUCCCAGCCUCCCCGGCAACCGCCACAGGCCGCUCCCAGCAACCAUCCACACAGCGACCUGACCUUUAACCCCUCCUCAGCCUUAGAGGGUCAGGCCGGAGCGCAGGGAGCGUCCGACAUGCCGGAGCCUUCGCUGGAUCUCCUUCCAGAACUCACAAAUCCCGAUGAGCUCCUCUCGUACCUGGAUCCCCCUGACCUGCCGAGCAAUAGUAACGAUGACCUCCUGUCUCUCUUUGAGAACAACUGAAGCCCGCUCCUCCAUUGGGGCCAUCCCUCCCCCUCUGCCUCCUUCCCCGUCUGUCCCCCACACACUUUACCACUGGGAGCCCAUGCCCUCAGACCGCCCCUGCUGCGGCCUUCUCAGAGCAGAGGGGCGGGAGGGUGCACUGUGAAGGCUGUGUGGGUCUGGUGCCCAUGCCCAGAGCAGGCCCUGAAGAUGACCCUCGCAGUGGGGAACCGGCCCAGCGAGAGGGCACACGCUGAUGAAGGCUUCCUGUCCCUCCGUGUGUGCUGAUUCCAAACGACCCUCCAGUGCCCCCGAGGUUCUUCCGGUUUCUAAACUGUAAUCCUGCCUCCCUGCUUCCUGGCCCAGAGCCUCCUUCAAGUGACUGUGAGCCUGAGAGAGGGGCACCCCGAGACCCAGGCAGCCCCCCCCCAAGCCUUGGAGGAACAGUGACGGUUGGCGGCAGUGAGAACGACCCACCCUCCACCACCACCACCACCACCACCCACCACAGAAAAGCACAAACCUCUGGGAAAGAGAACUCUCUCAGGGGCCAAGGUCGUCACUUUGACCCCUGAUCUCUAAGCCAAGAUACCCUGUAAAAACACUCCUCUCUCAGAAAGCAGAGAAAAAGGACAAGAUUCUGUGUUUGAGAGAGGGUGUGCCAUUCCUGCUUGGGGACUGGUGGGAAAGGGGGUCAGGGCCUCCUCAGAGCCAAGACAACGCAGGUGGCCCCACGACCUCUGGACUCAGGCCGGGGGGUGGGAGUGGGGGGGCAGAGAGAGAGUGCCCAGCCGAAAAUAUUGUGCCCUUAGUUGGGGGGCAGGGGGAUGCCGCCAGCCGGAGUUGGUUAGGAACGGCAACUUACAACUUUGCUCCAAGCCGCUCCCUGUUUUUAAAUGACAAUUUAAUUAAGCUACGAAGUCAUCUGAGAAAAGGGACGGUGGACUCGGACGGCAAGCAAACCAUUUCUCUCCAUGCGUCCUGUUCCCUUCCUCCCGCCCCAGCCCACCUCUCCUAGACUGUUAUGUGGGACACCCGUUUCCCUCUGUCCCCGUUCUCUGUCCACCCUGCCAGCCGGGGGCGCCAGUGGAGAGGCGGGAGGCCCGGGGCACCUGCGCAUGCUCGGCAGCAGGAGCCCCGGGCAUCGGCACCUGGGCGGCCCGGCUGCCCCAUCUGCCCCUGUGCUCCAGGCUGCCCCAGCUGCACCCCGGUCCGUCACCACACGUGCCGGAAUGCGCCCGCAAGCAUCCCGUGGUGUUUCCGUGCCGCGCUUGGCUGCCGGCUUCUCCCUUCCUCCGUGUCCCUCUGCCCUGCAGAGCUGCCCACACUCCUGCUCGCUCGAGCAGAAGCAGCCUCUGGUUUUCCCUCC